AUGUCUUAUUUGCUGCGAUUCGGUGUAGUGGCGGACGUGCAGUACGCGGACAACGAUGAUCGUCAGGCCUGGUAUGACACCAACAAAACCAGGUUUUAUCGAAACUCAUUGACACAAGUGAAGAAAGCCUUCACUCAUUGGAAUUGUGAAGAGAAUCAAAACCAAGGAAUCAGUUUUGUUCUCCAAUUGGGAGACAUCAUCGAUGGCAUCAAUGCUCAGCCCCGAGAGUAUCACGACUCCAGUCUCGACGCUAUUAGGAGAACAUUGAAUGAGUUUGAGUCCAAUCAACACAUCCCUACCUUUCAUGCCGUCGGAAAUCAUGAAUUAUACAACUUUUCGCGAAAACAAUUGGCAGAACUCUUUAGGGACUCUCUAUUCAAACGAAUGAAAUUAAACUCGGAAUCAAUUGGUUUGAAUGGAUUGGAGGCAUUGCCAGCGAAUCCCAAUUCCGAUGAACUAUCGCUAUAUUAUAAGAUUAAUCCCAUUCCUCAACUCAAACUCAUAUCAUUGGAUUGCUUUGAUAUCAGUGUCUUGGGUCACGAACCCACUCACGAGAAGUACAUAAUGGCUGCAGAGGUGUUGGUCAGACAUCACGGCCGCUAUGACUUCGACCUCUGGGACACAGACAACCACUUGGUUGGCGCCAACAAACGGUUUCAGUCGUCUAACGGCGCCAUAAGUGAAGAGCAACUGAAAUGGUUGGAAGAAGAGCUACAAGAAUCUGAUGCCAAGAAUCAAAUGGUGAUAGUGUUUGGUCACGUGGGUAUUCAUCCGGAUAGCAGUGACUGGAAUACCGUUAUAUGGAAUUACGAUGAAGUGAUUGAAUGUUUCAAUCGUCACCCAUCGGUGGUGGCCUACCUGAGCGGUCACUCACAUAUGUCUGGUUACGCCACUGCCAAUGGUGUGCAUUACGUCUCUUUUGAGGCCAUCAUUGAGACUCCGCCUCAAACCGAAGCGUUCGCCACAAUCUCUGUCUUCGAUGAUAGGCUUGAGAUCAAAGGACACGGAACUGAAACCAACAGAACAUUAUAUUUCCGACACAACACUCAGACUUGUGAUGAAAGCACUGGUGAAACAAUUGAAGAUUUAGCUCAUGAAGAAAUGGCUACUAAUCAGACCAUUGAAGUCGAAAGAAUACCAAAACAUUUUACCAAUUCGUAUUUCUUGUUAUUCUUGGCUUUUGUGGUCUUCGGUUAUUCUCAUUGUCUGACUUCUUAUCUCAAAUAUGAAGUGAAAUCUGAAUUCUGUUUGGGUUCAAACUUUGAUCCGCACAUUGAAGUCAAUGAUUCGGCGAUCGACACCUCUAUUAUACUCGAGUCCUCGCCGUUAAUGCCGGAGACAUGUUCUGUGAGACUGAGUCUGUCGUCACAAGUGGACGGACUUAUUGUAUCGGUUGACAGCAUUUCGAUCAUUAAUUCUAACAAAAGUUGUGACAAUUUCAUCCAAUUUGGUUCGUCUCCAGUGGCCAAAUGGUGUCAAUCAUCGGACGCCCAAACCCUCAUAUUUUCCGAUUCAGGCAUUGAUAUUGCAUUCAAUUUCCCGAAUAAUAAUGGCUCGCAUUUCAAGUUAAUUAUAACUCCAUUCAAAAAGCCGGCACUCAAUGAAUGUGAAUCCAAUGCUCCCUACAAAUGUGUCAAUUCGAGUCAAAUUCUGUGCAUUUCCGAUGGAUUUAGCUGUGAUGGUAUAGACAACUGUCCCAAUGGAAGUGAUGAAAAUGCCUGUCCAACCACUUCUAACGACUUUUAUACCGACUUCUGCAACAAAGGAAAGGCAAUAAUAGUGACCCUAACAAAACCCUCUGUGAUUCUGCAUUUAUAUGCUAAUGAAUCACAAAACCUGACGGAAACUGAUUGUGUGGUGAGAAUAGAAAUGUCCACUUCCUCUAAAAAGGGUCUCAUAUUGGGAAUCGAUGACAUCCAUAUUGGAAGCAAUGACAAUGAAACGUGCAGUGAUUAUAUCCUAAUCCAAGGCUCAGACUCGGAUAAAACCAAAUGGUGUAGAAAUAAUAAGACCGAUAUUUCUGGGAAAGAGUUUCCCCGACAAUCCCAUAUAGACAUUGGAUUUCAUGCGGGAAAGGCUAGCAAUUCAAGCUUCACAUUAAUUGUAACUGAAUUCGAAGAGCCGAGCUUGUUUGGACUUUGUUUCUCAAACAAGAAUCUCAAAUGUAGUUCCAAAGCAGGAAAACAAUGUGUUUCAAAGGCAUACCAAUGCGAUGGAUACAGAAACUGUCCCGAAGGUGACGAUGAAAAUGAUUGUCCUUCAGCCCCUACCACUACUACCACUACUACCACACCAUCAAAUCACACGACGCCGCCGACCCCACCCUCUACUACACCCCAUACACCACAACCAACUACUACUCCCUCCCCGUCUCCCAAACCUGAACCCAAAGGAGGCCUGGGCGGUGGCUUUAUAGCGCUGAUAGUGAUCGGCGUAUUAAUCGUGGCCGCAAUUGUCGUCUUUGUUAUCUUUAAAUGUCUUAAGAAAAGACGAGAAAAUAACGGAUACUCUGCUGUAAAUAGUGAUUAAAUAACUCUUAUGAGUCUAAAACUUUCUUUUAAUUGAUCACAUAAUUUAAUAUUUAAAAAGUUCAUUCAAAUAAUGUUAUCUAAUAUUAUUUUAA
Oppiella nova is the source of this 2623-nucleotide messenger RNA. The record is from the annotation of a GenBank genome assembly. Lineage: Eukaryota; Metazoa; Arthropoda; Arachnida; Sarcoptiformes; Oppiidae.